Harpia harpyja (harpy eagle) is the source of this 9329-nucleotide messenger RNA. It is a transcript of the gene CASP8AP2, whose product is annotated as caspase 8 associated protein 2. The record is from RefSeq and is a predicted model, not a curated record. The coding region runs from base 608 to 6643 and encodes 2011 amino acids. Gene Ontology annotation, biological process: extrinsic apoptotic signaling pathway via death domain receptors; Fas signaling pathway. NCBI's taxonomy places the organism in Eukaryota, Metazoa, Chordata, Aves, Accipitriformes, Accipitridae. The transcript has 10 exons. Gene Ontology annotation, cellular component: PML body; mitochondrion. Gene Ontology annotation, molecular function: transcription corepressor activity.
CCCGCCGCGGAGCGCGCUCCCCGCCUCGGGCGGUUGCGGGGCGCCGUCCGGCAGCGGCGCGAAGUCUCUCCCGCUUCCUCAGGGCGCUGGAAGCUCGCGCGCGCCGGGCUCCGUUCGCUGCCUCCCCGUCCUGCCUCUUCCCUGCUUCCCGGAGCGUUAACGGCCGUUGCUGCUGCAGGACUUGACUCUAGCGGGCCUGCUCGAGGGCCGCAAGCCACGGUGCUCGCCCUCAAGCCCUUCGAAUCUAGGUCACGGCAGCAGUCCGAGAAUCCUGACCGAGGACGAGCGCGGGCGGUGACUAACCCAAACAGGUGGUUCAGGCUCGGGAGGAAGGCGGGCGGCAUUACGUUAGCGUUUCCGCGUCACCCUCCCCAACUCCCCUGGCCGGCCGCAGCCAGCCGGCGAAGCCCGAGCGCGGAUCUAAGGCACGAACGAUGCUUCCAGAGGGGUCUGACAGCGGGCUCGCUGAGGGCGGGAGCCGGACUUGAACCUCGGGCUUCCCGGGAGAGCCGUCGGAGCUGCCUCACGGCCAUCCCACCGCAGCAGCGGGGCACGGCCCUCCGCGCCCAACUCGCACCAGAUGGGGAAGCCAUAGGGAGUUUGUAUCAUGGCAGCAGAUGAGGAUGGACUGGGACUGUUUGAUAUCCGCUACGGUGUUGAAGCUUCCCCUUUCAAGGAAGGUGAUGAGAGCUCAGUGGAUAUUUACGAUGGCUUGGACAAUGGUUUGACAGUCCCUGACAAUUCUGCCCCAAAUUCUACACCAGCUGGAAACAGCUUAAAUUUAUUUGAUGAGAUAUUAAUUGAAGAAGGGACUGCAAAGGAAGCAUCCUACAACGAGUUGCAGGCAGAAUAUGGAAAAUGUCAGCAGCAAAUCAAAGAGUUGAUGAAGAAAUUUAAGGAAAUACAGGCACAGAAUGUCAUCCUACAGAAUGAAAACCAAGCUCUCAAAAAGAACAUUUCAGCACUUAUCAAAACAGCAAGAGUGGAAAUUAACCGUAAGGAUGAAGAAAUCAGUAAUCUCCAUCAAAGGCUAUCAGAAUUUCCCAAUCAUCGAAGUAGUUUCACCAGAACAUACCUUCCAGGAUCAACUAAUGGAAGGUGCUCCGAGAUGUGUAAAACAAAAGAUUCUAAAUUCAGACCUUCUGAAUUAGGCGACAGUAUAAAGAUGGAGCAUAGGAUGAAAAAUGACUGUUUAAAAGAUACAUACCACAGUUACUCAUCUCAUAAUACAGACAGUGGGAAGUCUAGCUCUGAAAAAAGAAACACUCCAUAUUUACUGAGAUACCCUCCUGAUGAGCUCUGCAACGAUGGUACUCAUACGUGUCUACUGAACUAUGACCAUAGUUCCAACAAGGAUAACAGAAAGGAAAGAAAAGAAAUUAGAAGUAAUGAACAGUACAGUAGGGGAAAUGUCAACAAAUACAAAAGAGAAGUACAUCAGAGCACCGGAAGCAAUGGUGACAGUGAAGAGGGGAAUUCAGAUCCUCAGCAAAAGCUGAAAAGCCUUUCAGAGAAGGCCAGUAAAAAUGAGUUGCAACAAAAAAGUCAGAGUGUGAAACUCAAAUGCAGUCCAAGUGUAGAAAGAAGAGUAGAAAGGGGUGUUUCUUCCUGGGAGAAACAAACUACUGGUAAAGACAGAUUUCAAACAAGAGGUGAAUUGUAUCCUGAUGAGAGAUCACAAAAUGUAUUAAAAAAAGACAUUAAAACACAUGAUAAAGAUGAAAAAAAUGCUGGCCUAAAAAAAACAAAUGAAAAGCUACAAGAGCAGCCAAGGAGGUCUGGUAGAGGGAGCAGUCCACACUCAAAGAAUGAACAUUCAAAGAGUCUUCAUGAAUCACGUAAAUGUCGUGUGGAAGAGUCUAGAAAAGGAAAAGACAUUGACUGCAAGAGAGACAGGGGAGCAAAUGAUCAUACUGCUCGAGACGGAAGGACUUCACCUAAUUCCAACAGCAGAGAGCAUAAAUAUGCACGCUUGAAGGAAAAUAGUAGUAGGUAUGAAUGGGAAACAGCACAUUCCAAAUCAGAAAGACACAGAACUGAAGAAAAAAGGAAAAGAGAAAGAGAGAAUCAGGAUGAAAAUAGGCAUUUUAGAAAUGAAAGAAGAGUUGCAAAAGAGAUAUCACACCAAUCUGCAAAAGAAUCCAAGAAAGGUACAGAUGUUGCAAAAAGUGAGAGAAACAAGUCCUAUAAGCUAGAAGACACAUCCAGAGUAGCAGAUAGCUUAAAAGACCAUAAAGUUCCCAAAACUAAAGAUGAUCACACUGGGACAAAGAGCAAAGAUUUAAAACUUAGCUUUAUGGAAAAGCUAAAUUUAACUCUUUCUCCUGCUAAGAAACAAUGUCUCUCUCCAACAGAUGGAUUUAAACCACCUUCCCAACAGGCCACUGCUGAGGGAAGUACAGAGCUCAUGCUGCAGGCAGAACUGUUAGAUUCUGCCCACCCUAUUAACUGUGGUCCCACAGAGCAAACUAAUUCAACACUACGAGUUCUGGACAGCACAGCUCAAAGCGAUGUGGAACCAGCACUGCCUGUUUCUGUCAAUUCUGAAAAUAAAGCCUUGAAAGUAGCAGCAGCAGACCCAGCGCAGUCUGAAGCAUUGCCAGCAGUGGCAACUGAUGAAAUGAGCUCAGAAACCUUACCAGAAGCAGAAUUGGGUCAGGUACAGCCCCAAGCCUUGCCAGGAGCAGCAGAAGUACUGGUUCCUGAUAAGAUGCAGGCUGAAACGUUGUCAGAAGCAGCAGAGGCUUGUGAUCUGGUUGAAUUGGAAGCCUCAGCAACAGCAGUGGCAGUGAAGGAUCUGAAUCACCCUGAAUCUUUGCCCCUGGAGGUGGCAGGGAGUGUGGCAGAGUGUGAAAACUUGCCUGUGACAGUGGGCAUCAUGCAGGAUGAUAAUGUACCAGCAGCAGAAGUGGCACAGUCUGAAACUGCCCGUGAAAGUAUGGGAGCCCUUCCAGAGUCCACAGCAGAGAAGAAAGAGGAAGAUAAAACAAGGCUAGCUGCUGACAUAGAAAGCUCAGCAGGCCAACAUGGCUCUCAAAACCUUGACUUGGAAGCCAAAAGUUCUGGUGUCCUGGAGUCCUGUGAUGUGACAGAUGAUAUUAGCGAAACAAAACCAGACUCUUUAAUGGAAGUAGUGAAGGACAAUGAUCACUUGGCUGCAGAUGUUGAGUGUCCCGUUGAAGAAAAGGGUAUCUGUGAAAUGAAUAUGAGUACAUCUCAGUCACUUGACAGAACUAUGUUAACUGAUAAGGAUGAACCAUUAGUUGACCAGAAUGCUUGUGAUCUGGAGCCAGACCUAACUGAAAUCAGUACUGCAGCAUCUUCUCUUAGUGGUGAGAUAUAUCCUAGAACUAAAGAAAGAGAGAUUAACCCAGUUCCUGUUGAUGAUGACAGCUCAAUACUGAGUAUUGAUCUCAAUCACUUGAGGUAUAUUCCAAAGGCAAUCAGCCCACUAAACAGUCCAAUGCGACCUUUGGCUAAAGCACUCAAGAUGGAAAGUCCCUGCAAAGGUCUUGUGAAGAGUUAUAACAAAGAUUUAAAUCCUGAAAGUACGGUUGUUGUCUGUCCCUCAAAGAAUUUGUCAAAGGAGGUAAACAAAGAAAAUCAAAAGCCAGUUAGCAUGUCUGAUGAACACUUAGAGAUGGAGUCCCAGCUGAGUAUCUCUUCAGAUGAAAUAGAAGAAGGAGAAAUCAUAAGUAGCGAUGAAGAUGAAGAAAAAUCUAAGCCAGAAAGAGGCUCUGAAAAGACAAAAAAGUCAAGACCAAAAGCCUCUCCUGAGACACGAAAUUUGACCAGCAGUCCGCAGAAUCAAAAGAACAAACCUGUGCAUUGCAAUGAAGAUAAUGGAAAAUUUGUUUCUGUGAAAGUAAGUACAAAGAAGAACAGAGAGAGGCAUAAAAAUCAGACUUUCAGAUCUUCGAAGGAUAUGAAGAAAAAUAAAACUGUAAGCAUUGCUUGUCUCGAAAAAAUAGUUCAUGUUAUUGUUGAGCCUUCAAAUGUACAAGAAAUCAUGCAGAUGCUAAGAGCUAUACGAAAACAGAUGAGGAAAAAUUAUAUGAAGUUUAAGGUACACUUCCCAGUUCAGCAUUUUCACAGAAUCAUAGAAUCUGGUAUCAUAAAUUUUACAUCAUUAAUAAAAUACUUGAACUUUUCCAAGAUGUCUACACUGGGUGAGACAUUAAAAUUGAAUGUCUGUGAUAUUAUAGAAUCCAAACUUAAGCAAGUUAAAAAGAAUGCAAUAGUGGACCGUCUUUUUGAACAACAAGUAUCAGAUAUGAAAAAACAGUUAUGGAAAUUUGUAGAUGAACAACUUGAUUACUUAUUUGAAAAGAUAAGGAGAAUUAUAAUAAAACUAUGUGAUGUGGGAAAUGAGAGUGAGGAAGGGAAGUUUGAAAGAGCAGGAAAGCAAAAACACAAGAUCAGUCAUAAAAAUUAUGUGCAAAGAUCUAGAAAAAAGUCCCUGAAACCCAGAUCUCAAAAGCCUGAAGAAUAUAUCCUUUCGAAGCAAAUUGUGGAUUAUCAACGACGUAAGUGUCACCAUGAGAAAAAUAAAACAGAUGCGCCAAAAACUGCCUUUACAAAAUGUCUUAACUCCAUUGAUAACACGAGGAAUUCCCAAACCAAAGUGCACCUCUCUAAAGAGAAUAAUUUGCAAGGCACUCUCACUCCAUUGAAGGGUGUAAAAUAUGAAAAGGAAGGAUUCCAACUAUCCAGAGAUGCUAACAAGUCUGAUCUUGGUUAUGAGCUUCUCACAGAACAACAAGCGUCCAGUCUUACGUUUAAUCUUGUAAGUGAUGCUCAAAUGGGUGAAAUUUUCAAAAGCUUAUUGCAAGGUUCUGAUCUCUUGGAAAAAAAUGGUGGCAAUAUCGACAGAAAUGAGUGGGAAUUCAGGACUCCAGAAAAACAGUUUUUAGACAGUCAUAAAUGCAGAGGUAAUGCUGCUGGACUGGUGCAAGAGAUUGCUCCAAAGGAGGCUUGUGUGGAAUCUCGACCAGUAGAGGAUAUUACCUCACCUACUGUUUCACCUGUAAGAACUCCCUCUUUAACAUCUAGGCUUCAGAUGUCUGUUGAUCCAGAUGUAUUAGAUGAAAGCUGUAUGUUUGAGGUUCCUACAAAUGCAGCUGCAUGCAAAGAUGACGAAUGCAAUUUACAAAAGAAUAAAUCAAUUGUUUCUUCUGUCCUCCUUGAAGAUUUGGCUGUUUCCUUAACUAUUCCAUCACCUUUGAAAUCAGAUGCUCACCUCAGCUUCCUAAAACCUGAGAAUAAUUCUAGCUCAACUCCCGAGGGUGUUCUCAGUGCACAUUACAGUGAAGAUGCCCUUCUUGAAGAGGAGGAUGCCACUGAACAAGACAUUCAUUUGGCUUUAGAAUCUGAUAACUCAAGCAGUAAAUCAAGUUGUUCUUCAUCGUGGACAAGUCGGCCUGUUGCUCCCGGUUUUCAGUGUCGCCCCAGCCUACCAAUGCAAGCAGUGAUCAUGGAGAAAUCCAAUGAUCAUUUUAUUGUAAAGAUUAGGCGUGCAGUGCCAUCUACCUCACCAGCAUCUGAUCAGGUGGCUUCAGUGAAGGAGGCACGGGCAUCCUCAACCAAGAUUGAAAAAGAGGAAAUGAGAAGUGGGGAAAAAGAAAGGGACAGUCAGAGUGCCACAGCAGCUACUGUGCAAGAAACUCUCAAACCAGAUCUGGUUAAGACAAAUCAGUUGCCUCAUGUCAGCACUGGACAAGAACAAAAUCCUGCCUUACCUCAGCCUCUAAGAGAGUCCCAUAAUAGUAUUGGAAAGGAAGACACUGCUGGGUUGCUUGCACCGUGUAGAAAAUCUUCAAACACAGACAGCCAUGAAACUGAAAGCCGGGAUGAAGGCUCUGAGCAAUCUCAGGCACACAAAUUGAAAGUAUCUGAAAAUAUAAAUGAAAUGUGUGUUAGAUCUCAAGCUUCUUUUUCUGCUGGAUGCAGUAUAGAGUCAUACAUAGACUUAACAGAUGAUAUUGUUAGUGAAACUUCAUGUCAUGUGGUGGAAUUCACUGCAGAUAACAGGACUCAGGAAAAUUCUACAGGAAACUCAGAAAUCAGUGAUAAAAAGGAAGAACUGGAAGACUGCUCUGAUGCAUUUAUAGACUUAACGGAAGAGCUUUCCAAUGAGACUGUGGCAGGUGAAGGUAAUCUUGAAACAAAAUCCACUUCAAAUACUGAUGUAGUAUGCCAGAUAAGUAUAGAUGAUAAAGCUAGUAAAAAAAGGAAAAAGGAGGCUGUCAGAGAGAAUUCCAACUCAAAAAGGCAACGAAAAGAAACUGAAUCAGCAGGUGAAGGGAGUGAUGCAAGUGAUGUGAAGUCUGAAGAGGUAAAUUCAGCUCCCAAACAAUGUUCCAGUAUGAAGAAUGAGUUGCAGCAAAACAAAGACUCUUCUCCUUUGGCUUCAUCUGCAUCAUCACCUAGUCUGUAUGCCAAAAACAUCAUUAAAAAGAAGGGAGAAGUAGUAGUUUCCUGGACAAGAAAUGAUGACCGAGAAAUUUUACUGGAAUGUCAGAGAAAAGGACCAUCAAGCAGAACCUUUGUUUCCUUAGCCACUAGGCUGAACAAAAGCCCAAAUCAGGUUUCAGAAAGAUUCAAGCAGUUAAUGAAGCUGUUCAAGAAAUCCAAGUGCAAGUAAACUUACCACCAAGUUGCUUCAUGGUUACAGGGUUUUAGCUAUUACCAGCAGCGAUGGACUACAACCACUGCAUUCAAAUGAUGGGAUUAGUGGGACGUACCCAAGUCAGAAUACUAAGUUUGGUAAAUCUGAUGCACUGUUAAUUAUUUACUUCCCUGUCCAUGUUUCCUCUGAAGUGCUUUGUCAGAAUAACACAGAGGGAACUUUGCAAACAAACUGGCUAGGAAAGAAUGGGCAUGUACAAAUGGAGCAGUAUCACUUCAAGGAGGUGACAUCCCCUGUCGGUUAAAUGUGUUCUAUAAGCAAAGAAAAGGACACGCAGUCUAGUGAAAAUGGUGGGCCUUGCUUAACGUGUCGGAAGUACUGCGUAUGGUGUUGUCAAACUAUGAUUUUAAAAAGUAAGAGUGCUUUGGAAUCCAGUUGGUGGAUAAUCCUGGAAAAUGACAGGUAUGUCAUCCCGGUUACCUUGAAACAUAUUUUAAGAAGUUAGGCCUCUCUCUUUUAAAAUAAGGCAGGGCAAUAAUAGCAAUGAUUCCAAAAGCUGCUUAUCUAGUAAUUGGAUUCUGAUGGUAAGCAAUAGGUGGUUCUUGCUGCUUUUUCAGUUGCUUAUAGUAGGUUUCAAGGAGAGAAUCUGGCACGUAGUGUAGGGUUUGUCUUCAACUUAAGCACAUUAUCUAGGCCAUUUCUAAUGACUCCAGUGUUCAACAGAGAUGAAUGAGUUUCUCUUUGAGGGUGCCUAUCUGUCGUCCUUGACAAUGGAGAAAAUCUAAGCCAGUUGCCUAGCCUAGACCCCUAACUUUCUGAUUUCUGAAGUCAAAUUAAAUGAGUCCCAACCUCUGUGAGAGAGUGAAGCCAGUCAUUAAUACAGUGACCAGUUUUUCAGUUUCUUUUAAAUCAUGAAAUGCCAUAAUGAGUACUAAUUUACAAAGAACUGUCUUGUAGUUAAAAACAUUUUGCAGUUCUGAUGAUAUUUAAAAAGACUUAGUAUUGAAUUUUGAAUAGUUGGGAAUUUUUUUUCUGUGAAAAAUGUAUUGGAAUUUUUUUCAAUUUUUUUUUUUUUUUUGCGUCGGAAAAGGCUAAUGUGUUUUUCUGCUCCAGAUUACAUCUGGGAAAGGUACUUAAUUUAGGUCUUCAACAUAAUGAACAUUCUGUUUUGCUCAAAAAAAAAUAUAUAAAAAUUGACAAGUGAUUGUGUUUUUAAAAUUAAUUUAGAAACAGACCUUUACAGUUUUAUAAAAUGUGACUUUAUACGUACUAACCAGGAGAAAAACUUUUCUGUAAAAACAAGCAGUUUCAAAAGCUUGUCAACUUGGCAUGUUUUGACAGCAAUUGUAUCUAUCUUUACAAAUUGUUUAGUAUAUUAGAAAUUCAUUAUGUUCUAUUUUAAAGAACUGUUAUAACUGCUUCCAGUUUUACUAGUACAUACUAAAAGUGUGUAUGUAUAUAUAUGUAUAGACACACAUAUCUCAUAUAUUGCUGCUUUAUCCCAAAUUUCUAAAAAGCUUUUUUUUUUUUUUUUUAAUUCCCCCUAGGAAACAUUCCUGGAAGUUGCACAGGUUUUUGUAUUAUGAAUUCAUUGUUGUUUGAGUUGUUCUUCUUUAUUGAGGAUCGGAAUUGCUGUAUCUAGUCAGAAUAUCUGCUACAUUUAGUUAGACUUCAUUUAAGAGCCCCAUCUUAGUGCAUUGCCUUUCAACUUGGAUUAAAUUGGCUUUUUUUCAGAAUCCAAUGACCACUUCUUCAGUUUCAGCAUAAUGGUUUUUUGCUCCCUCUCCAAUGAAUGGGACAGACUUCUCAUUCUAAUAAACCAUCAGGUAAUUUGUCAGUGAUGUUGCCACCAACACCUUUGGAGUAUUGUAAAGGUGACCUAUGGAAUGGAUUGUCAUGCUGCCAAACAGUGCAUCGUCCUUGUUUUAGGCAGUGCUCUGGAAACUGUUACAAGGAAUGACUUGAGUAGGUGAUGAUGUCAGUUGUGGCAGUCUUCCAUCUUAGGUGCUUGCUUCUAAAACGGUUGCUUUUGAUGAUCAAGUGUCAUCUUCCAUGCUACGCCAGCAGCACCUAGUGAUUUCAGGGGGGGAUUUGUAUACCUACCCAUGCUUGUUCUUAAUGAACAUUUGUGGCAAUUGUGUACUUUUUGGAGAUUUAAAUCUAACUGAAUCUGUUCUCAGAAUAGUCAGUUAGCAGAGUAGCAUUCAUGUUUGUGGAAAAAUCAGGCUCUACUAACAGUAUUCUUUUAACCAUAUCGUUAGAGAUCAGAAUGUGCACAGUACUGAAGGCACUGAGGGAAGUAGUUUCUCUGCACUUAAGUGCUUCCUCUCUGUCUCAAAGAAGCAGGCAGUAUUUUGUUACAAAGUUGUUUAUUCCUUGUCUGUGUUUAUUUACUUUCUUAUCUGUACAGGUGAUGGGGGCGGUGGGGUUUGACUGGUUUGGUUCUGACUUGGAUUCCUUUUUUGUAAAUUAUGAAACUUUUUUUAAUGUUCUGUCUAUUGUAAGUAUGUGUACAGGUUCCUACGUGGUCAUGUAAAAUAUCUGAUGUGUGUAUAUAUAUAAAUAUAUGUAUAAAAAUAGAGAGAGCUUUGUUUAGCCAAAGAUGAUUUUUUUAACUAUAUAAAACUCUGGGUUUAUUUUGUAUAAACUAAAUAGUUUGCUUACUGUAAGAGUAAUGCAAAAAAUAAAACUGUAAAAUUCA